This is a messenger RNA of Candoia aspera, 2868 nucleotides long. Its product is annotated as probable 2-ketogluconate reductase. The transcript has 6 exons. NCBI's taxonomy places the organism in Eukaryota, Metazoa, Chordata, Lepidosauria, Squamata, Candoiidae. Gene Ontology annotation, molecular function: oxidoreductase activity, acting on the CH-OH group of donors, NAD or NADP as acceptor; NAD binding. The record is from RefSeq and is a predicted model, not a curated record. Bases 290 to 1297 code for a protein of 335 amino acids.
CGGGACAAGAAAAAGGGGAUGAGGAGGGGAAAUGAUCAGUCAGCGGGAGAAGCUCGUUGCAUGGAAAAUUAAGCGAGGGGCUGUACUUCUAGACAAAUACGUGUUAGCGCCUGAAGGAAUCCACCUAUUUCUAUUGAGGGCACAAUGAGUGGGCAAAAAAACAAAGCAAAACCCAAACAUCAGGCUGUCGGUACCGUGUCCCCGCCCUUGUUCCUCCCUCGCUGUCAGUUAUUGGAUAAGGCCGUUCGCUGAGCGUAGCGGAGUUUUAGGUUUCUUCUUUUCCCACGCUAUGGCAGAUUCUUCCGGUCUAUCCGUAAGCAAACGACAACUACCCAGUGUUUUGAUCUCUGAAAUAGGAGGUGCAUUUGGUAUAUUAGAGAGCCACGUAGAGUUUCUCAAGAAGCAUUUCAAUCUCAUCACCAUGGAGGAGUUCCACAAAAAUAAAGAACUCCAUGAAAGGAUCAAAUCUGUAUUUGUAUUUGAGCGUAGACCAGUCAUUGACCAGGAGCUUCUUGAAAGCCUGCCCAACCUAAAGGUGAUUGGAAACUCAGGAGUAGGAGUAAAUCAUCUGAAUUUAAAAUUAAUUACUAGCUUUGGCGUUAAAGUGACCAACACUCCACAUGCUGUUUCUGAUUCCACUGCGGACAUUGGGAUGGCGUUAAUGCUAGCAUCUGCCAGAAGAUUAGUUGAAGGUUGUUUUCUUGCAACAUCUCCAGAUACUACACAUUUUGCUGUUAAUUGGCUAGGGGUAGAAGUCAGCAGGGCCACUCUUGGUAUCAUUGGAAUGGGCAGCAUCGGUUAUAAAGUAGCCAAAAGGGCAAAGGCUUUUGACAUGAAGAUUCUCUAUCACAAUAGGAAUCGCAGAAAAGAGGAAGAAGAACAAGAAGUUGGUGCCAUGUAUUGUAAAAACAUUGAUGACUUGCUUCAACAGUCUGAUUUUGUGAUGCUGGUUGUAAAUUUGACACCAGAGACUCACAAUCUAAUUGGAAAGAGAGAGCUAGAACUGAUGAAACCCACGGCUACACUCAUCAAUAUCUGCAGAGGUGCAGUUGUUGACCAGGAUGCAUUGGUAGAAGCACUCCAAAAUGGGGUUAUUAAGGCUGCAGCUCUGGAUGUGACAUAUCCUGAGCCAUUGCCAAGAGAUAAUUUGUUAUUGCAGAUGAAGAACGUCAUCAUAACCCCCCACAUUGGAACUGCUACAGUGCAAGCUCUACGCAUGAUGACAGAAGAAGCAGUAGAAAACAUCCUGGCAGUUCUCAAUGAUCUUCCUAUUCCUAGUGAAAUGAUCCCCAAAUGACUUGAUGGAGAACAUAAAUAAUCAAUGCAUUAUCAAGAAAGGGACAUUAAGCUCUAAGAAAUAAUGCAGUAUGACAAAUAUUUAGACAACAUAUUCUUAUCAGUUUCAAAAUGUGUGAUUGUGAUUAUUUUUUAAUUAUAUUAAUCCUGUUGAAAAAACAUUUGUUCUGAGGCUUUGGAGCAUGGUGGUUGGGUUUCUGAUUCCUUCAUCCCUUUAUCUCUACCAAACAGAUACAUGUACACUCGUCUUUGUAAAAUGAGAAGUGCACUUGAGAAUGGAGGUACUCUCCAAGUUUCUGCAAUUAGCAAGCACAUAUUGCUCGAAAUACAAAUUCGUAAUACUAAUCUUCAGAUAAAUCAACAAAUUCAUAAGAGGCUAAGACUUAGGACUCUGUUAAAUAUUUCACAUUGAAGUUCAACCCCAAACAACUUAAGAACGUGAGUCAUUCAAGCACAGAAAUAUUUAUUAUUCAAGAUUUUAGUUUUCAUGUUUGAAAUGAUCUCUCUUUUGCGGUGCUUACCUGCAGAUAAUUGUUGCCAUCUUUUGACAAUUAUAUGAAGGACAGAGCAGAACCCAAAUAUAGCAGACCGUACUGCCUGUCUUGCAGUUUUGGCAUUUUAGGCUAGAUGAGAGAUUGCUUAGAAAUGUCAAAUUUUAUUCACCACAUUUAUUGAAUAAACCCCAAUUGACUGAGUUCACACAACGCAUUAAGCCAUGUAAGUAUUACUAAUUGCUAUGGCUGAAUUGGCACAAAAACAACCAAAACAUAAUACUGCCAGGCAGUACAUGAAUCUAGGCAUAGUUUUCCGAUCUUGACUAGAAAGUGGUGACUGCUAAAGCUCUCAGAUUUUUCAUGGCAUUCAAAAGCUGAAUCCAUUAAUGAUAUAAGUGAUGAUAUAACGGCAUUUUAAAAGCCCUAUCACCAAAUAGUUCUGAACAGGCUUGUUUUUUUAUGGAACAAAUAAAAUGCAAGACAAAAUUUGGAAAUAAGGAAAAGAAAAUUAAACAAGAAAGAGUAACGUGGGUGUUUGUAUUGGUGGCAGGGAGAGAAAGAAAUACAAAGCACUUUAAAAUAUCCUUAUGCAACAUUUGUAAAAACAAAGGCAAUUUGUUCAAAAAAUAAUAUAGUUAAGGGUGAUCAGAUUUGAAUGAACAUUGUACAGUAAUUAUAGAGAUCUUCAAAGCCCUUUGCGAUUGUAUUAAUUUUCAACCAAAGCAAUAGUCUAUACCUUUAAAUUCCAUUCAUCCAAAGGAAAAUGUACUUUCAGGAUGUACUAAAACAGAUGUUUAAUCAUUGAUUAUUUUUCUUCUAUUUUUAUUUUAAUUCAUGUAAUUUUCCAUAGUCAGCCGUAUAGAGCUUCUAAUAAGAAAUGUAGUAUUUUCAAAUAGGAUCAAUAUUUUCAAACAGUAUCCUGAUCCAUAAAGAGACUUUGAAUGAUAGCUUAGAGUACUCAUGCAGCUGUUCUGCAAUCAUUUUACUUAGGAAGUAAAAAAAUCCAAACAGUAUUGCUCUUUGUCUGUUCCCAAAUAAUUUCUUUAAAAUAAUCAGAUUAAAAUCCAAUGAAGAUAUA